AUGCAGUCAAGUGCGUACACAAGACAGAUUACAAAGAGAUUCAAGCUUGCCAAACAUGUCAGAGAAAUUUACAAGCACCGAAAUUUGAGCUUCUUUCCGCUCCAUUUUAAGUUUUCCAAACCAGUUUUGAUACUUUCAAGGGAAAUACAAACUGCUUUUAACUCAGUUCUUUUAGUUAAGGAUUUUUAUUUCGUAAUUUGCAGUUGUCUCUUGAGUGGAGAUGAUGAAAAGCAGCUUAAGAAAUUAAACGAAGACAUUGUUCUAUUCAAAGACGAGUUUAUUGCUGAAAUUGAUGAAUUUAAUGGUCAUAUCAAUCAGAAUCACAACCAUGGUUCAAGGCUUGAAGCCGUUUUGAACUAUUUAAGAAUCAGCCAUCCACAAGGAACCUUUGACAUUCUGACACAAAGUAACCUCAAACAAUACGUAAAUCAUUUACCUGUUUUUGAUGUUGUGUUUAAUCAAAUGAGUUUCUAUCAAUCCAACACCCGUGUCUUUGAGCCUUAUCUGGAAAACCUAGACUUUCUACACAGAUCAGGAAAAGUUACAAAGGGAACGUUGAUGAUCAACCCACUCAAUAAUCUUGAGGGUGAAGUUGUAGAAAAAGAAAAGAGAACAAAAAUCUAUGAUAGAAACAUCAACAGGGCAAUGCAUGGAGAUGAGGUAUUUCUUGAAAAUGACAAAGUUGUCGGAAUUUUCAAAAGGAAAACAAGGAUUGUCGCAGGCACAGUGUUUAAACUGGAAAAUUUCAAUGAUAGUGCACGAAUCGGAUAUGUCCGACCAAUAGACAGGCGAUUGCCUGAUAUUUUUGUACUAACUCACUUAAAUGCUUCCGAUCUGUUCAAAAAGGUUGUCGUUCAUGUUCUUGACUGGGAAUGUUCAAAUGAAAAUCCCCGUGGCGUAAUAUUUAAAUUCUUGGGUAAAAAUGGUGUGUUUGAAGAUGAGGUGAAUGCCAUAUUCGAGCAUUUUCAAAUCGAGUACUUCAACAACAAUUGGAUUGAUGUGUGCAACCGUCGAAGAGAAGAGAUUGGUGAAAGAAUCCUGCAGUGUUCCGAUGACAAUACGCCUGGGGGCUUGGGAUUCGACAGCUUUCAUUUCUCUAUUGAAAGAGUUAUGAAAGAAGUCUUAGAUGGUAAAAGAAAGGAUCUGAGAGACCUUGAUAUCUGCUCAAUCGAUCCUAAAGGAUGCACAGAUAUUGAUGAUGCCCUUCAUUGUCGGGUCUACGAUGACCACAUCGAAGUUGGUGUUCAUAUUGCCGAUGUCUCAUCCUAUGUUCUACCUGAUUCAGUUUUAGAUAUUGAAGCAAGGCAUAGAUCAACUACCGUGUAUUUUCCAGAUAGAAGGAUUGAUAUGCUUCCACCAUUUCUCUCUUCAAAUCUUUGUUCUCUCCUUGAAGGAAAUGAUAGAGCUGCAUUCUCUUGUAUUUGGAAACUUGAUAAAGGUUUUAAUAUCAUCAAUGCGGAUAUAUUUAGAUCGUUGAUCAGAUCCAAAGCUGCACUUACAUAUGAAGAAGCUAACGAUAUUAUAAAGCAUGGAUCGGCUGUAUCAUCUACAAGAAAUGCAUUGAGACCAGCACUAAAACUUCUUUUAGAGAUUGCAACAAGACUUCGAACUCAAAGAUUUGAGAAUGGCGCACUGGAAUUGAGUGGACAGGAGAUCCGUAUCAAUCCUGAUGGUGAAAUUGAGAUAAAAGAGUCUAUACCAACACACUAUCUUGUUGAAGAAUUUAUGUUAUUGGCCAACAUAACGGUUGCCUCGUUUAUUCAUAAGUUUAAUCCAGAGUAUUCUCUGCUUAGAAAGCACCCACUUCCAUCUGCAAUAGAGUUGGACAUUGUUGAUGCUACAUCAUCCAAGAGCUUGAAUGACUCUUUGAAAAAACUCGAUCAGGAACAGUCCAUGAUUGUGAAACGUAUUAUCACAAGAUCUAUGCAACAGGCCCUGUAUUUUUGUAGUGGUGAAUCUUCUGAUUUCCAUCAUUACGGCCUGGCUACUGACAUUUACACCCAUUUUACUUCACCUAUUAGACGAUAUCCUGAUAUUAUUGUUCAUAGAACUCUUUCGUAUAUUCUGGAUAAUAACGAAAUAAUGAUUGACCAUCUGAAAGACUUCGUGAACACCAAGGCAUGUUCAUUAAUGAAUUUUAGACACCGAAAUGCUCAAAACGCAUCGAGAAUGGCUGAAGAGCUCUUCAUUAUGCAUGUACUUGACGAUAGAGAUCUUAUGGCCCAUGUGGUUAGUAUUAGGAGUAACGGUGUGACUCUAUUCAUUCCUAUGUAUGGGAUUGAGGGCUUUGUUCGUCAAUCCACCCAGUACAAGCUGUUUGAUAGUCUUAAGGUCCGUGUCAAUAGGAACUUUCCAGAUUACUGCUUGAACAGGUUCCUUAAAAUUGAAAUUGUCCAGUGA
This is a messenger RNA of Vittaforma corneae ATCC 50505, 2400 nucleotides long. RefSeq names its product VacB and RNase II family 3'-5' exoribonuclease. The record is from RefSeq and is a predicted model, not a curated record. The transcript has a single exon. NCBI's taxonomy places the organism in Eukaryota, Fungi, Microsporidia, Nosematidae. Gene Ontology annotation, molecular function: 3'-5'-RNA exonuclease activity; RNA binding. Bases 1 to 2400 code for a protein of 799 amino acids. Gene Ontology annotation, cellular component: exosome (RNase complex).